Messenger RNA from Carya illinoinensis, 2757 nucleotides. RefSeq names its product COP1-interactive protein 1-like. The coding region runs from base 312 to 2531 and encodes 739 amino acids. Gene Ontology annotation, molecular function: actin binding. The transcript is spliced from 4 exons. The record is from RefSeq and is a predicted model, not a curated record. Lineage: Eukaryota; Viridiplantae; Streptophyta; Magnoliopsida; Fagales; Juglandaceae.
CCCCCCCCCAUGUUAUUCAAAUUUUUUCAACUAAAGUCUCGAUCUACGAGUGAACUCUCGGUGAAGAACGACAAUAACUUAAGACUUUGGACCAAAGGCUCUGGUUUCCGGUUUGCUUUGUCUGGUUUUUUGAAUUUGCCUGGAUCAGGUUCUUGUACGCUUAGGGUGAAAAAUUGAAAAUGUUGUGUUCGCGGAAACCGAAGGCUCGCUAAGGAAAAACCUGUUGUUGGAUUUUGAGCUUCUUAAAUCAAGCUGGAGAUACCUUGUCUUGACGCCUACUUGCUAAAUAAAUUUGAAAUUCUGAAGAAGAGAUGACAAAACAUCGCUUCAGGGAUUCUAUAAAGACUUUCUUUGGGAAUCACAUUGAUUCAGAGAAUAAUCAACAACUGAAAGAAGCUAAAACAGAAAUUGAGGACAAUGUGGAAAAGGUCUUGAAGCUGAUCAAAGACACAGAUCCUGAAGGAGAUGGUAUCCCAGAGACCUCCAAAAAGGAAGCAGCUGCUCAACUAAUUAAGGAUUUCCACAAACAUUACCAGUCUCUCUAUGCAAGAUAUGAUCAUUUAACAGGAGAGCUCAGGAAAAAAAUUCAUGGCAAACAAGGAAAAGAGAGUGAUUCUUCAUCCAGCUCAGACUCGGAUUCGGACUACUCUCCAAAGGACAAAGGUAGUCAGAACGGACAAUUGGAAAGUGAAUUUCAGAAAACUAGUGAUGGCGUUGGGAAAGAACUUCAAAUGGCGCAUCUAGAAGUUGCUGAUCUGAAGAGGAAGUUGACAACUAUGGGUGAAGAAAAGGAAGCUUUAAAUGUGGAAUACCAUGCAGCUUUGAGCAAGAUACAAGCGGCAGACAAAAUCGUUGCCGAUAUGAAGACUGAAGGUGAAAGGUUGGACUUUGAAAAUACAAAACUUUUGACUGAGAAUAGUGAACUGAAUAAAAAACUGGAGACUGCUGGCAAGAUAGAAGCAGAACUGAGCAAGGAGAGAGAGAAUUUGAUCAUGGAGAAGGAGGCUGUCGUCAGAAGGAUUGAAGAGGGAGGGAAGAUUACAAAAGGCUUAAGAACUAUGGUUGAUCAGCUCAAAGAUGAAAAGGUAAACGUUGAGCAAGAGCUAGAAGCUGUGAGACGGGAAGUUGUCAAUAUAAAGCAGCAGCUGGAAUCUGCAGAGCAGCAAGUGUCAGAUUUAGGCCACAAUCUGAAAGCUUCCGAGGAAGAGAAUAAAUCUCUCAUCUUGAAAAUUUCAGAAGUCUCAAAUGAGAUUCAGCAGACACAGAACACAAUACAAGAACUCCCAGGUGAGUCAAGUCAGUUAGAGGAGAAACUAUGUGAGAGGGAAACAGAACUUUCAACUCUCAAGGAUAUGAGCGAGGCACAUGAGUAUGAAUCAUCAACUCAGCUAAAGGGAUUGCUGGGUCAAAUUACAGGCCUGGAACAGGAGCUGGCAUUGCUGCAAAACCAGAAAAGAGAUAUGGAAACACAGUUAGAGAGUAAAGCAGUUGAAGUGAAACAACUGGGAGAACAUAAUAUACAACUGCAAGCCCAAAUUUCAGAAAUGGAAAUGAGUGAGAGAGAAGAUGAAAUUGCAGAUAGAAAACCUGAAAAUUCAGAAUACAUAAUCCAGAUAGAAAAUCUGAAAGAGGAGCAUGAACAGCUCGAAGGUAAGCUUCAGGAAUGCAAGUUAAAUCUCAAAGUUGCAGAGAAGAAGAUUGAAGAAACAGCAGAUGAGUUCCGCUUGAAAAUUGAAUCCAAAGAUGAGGUGAUAGCUGAUCUGGAACAACUGGCCGAAGACCUGAGAAGAGAUCUAGAGUUAAAAGGAGACGAACAUAGUUCUUUGGUUGAGAAUGUCCGCACAAUUGAAGUUAUGCACCGCCUCUCAAACCAGAAGCUCCGUGUCACUGAACAAUUACUAAUUGAGAGAGAAGAAGCUUUCAGAAUUACAGAACUGAGAUUCCAGCAAGAACAGAGAGCACUUGAAGAAAGAAUUGAGACAUUAUCAGGAAUCAUUGCUAGCAACAAUGAAGCCCAUCAAAGAAUGAUUACAGAAAUCUCGGAGAUUGUGAACAGUACCACGACAGGGCUGGAAACAGUGAUCCAGAAGUUUGAAGAGGACUACAAAAAUUAUGAGAAUUGUAUGUUGGAAAUUUCAAAUGAGCUUCACAUUGCAAAGAACUGGGUUGCAGAGACAAAUAUGGAGAAAGAGCAGCUAAAGAAGGAGGUACAUAAUCUAGUGGAGCAGCUGCAAGAUAUUAAAGACAAGGAAGCGACAAUGAGAGAGAGGGUUGGGAAGCUAGAGGUGAAGGCAAGCAAGGAAGAAGCAGAGAAAGAGAAUCUGAGUAAAGCAGUAAACCAACUCCAGAAGACGGUAGCAGAGUUGGAAAACACAAUAAAAGAAAAGGACGAUGGUAUGUUGGGAAUUGGGGAGGAGAAAAGGGAGGCCAUAAGGCAGCUGUGCGUGUGGAUUGAUUAUCACCGCAGUAGACAGGAUUAUCUCAAGGAAAUGCUCUCAAAGGUGACUGUUAGAGGGCAGGGGGCAAGCUAAAGUGCCCGAUCAUUUCGCAUAUAAGUGUGUCCUUAUGCUUUUGCUCCGUAAUUGUUUUUAUUGGUUCUUUUUUUCUUCUUCCUUUUCUAUUUUCCGGGGAGGCAGGCAAUUUGGUGGAUAAUCAUUUACGGUGAUGCCAACUUAGCCUACCCUGAUAAUUAAUCCAAAAUGUAUCUACCAUUAUCUAGCUAUAUCUUGAAAUGAUGAAACGUCGGCUUUGAUUCAA